Cyphellophora europaea CBS 101466 is the source of this 1167-nucleotide messenger RNA. RefSeq lists its product as uncharacterized. Bases 1 to 1167 code for a protein of 388 amino acids. Gene Ontology annotation, biological process: isoprenoid biosynthetic process. Gene Ontology annotation, molecular function: prenyltransferase activity. NCBI's taxonomy places the organism in Eukaryota, Fungi, Ascomycota, Eurotiomycetes, Chaetothyriales, Cyphellophoraceae. The transcript has a single exon. The record is from RefSeq and is a predicted model, not a curated record.
AUGUCCAUGCCAGCAGAAAAUCCCACCAACCCCAACGCCAUUCCUCAACGCUCUUCCUCGACCGGCUUUGUGAAUGGCGUGAACCAUCAGCCAUCCAAAUCCGUCCUUCGUCCUCUCCCCGAAGAGUCUUGGAUUUCGCAAAAACACACCUCCAUGACUCCAGGCAGUCCUCCUCAGCCUGCCGCCGAUCGCGUCAAUGGCCUCAAGAGCUCCCAUUCGAAGAAAAAGUCACAGUCAGAGAGUCUCCCUCCGCGACGCAUGGGAGAAUGGAGUCCUGCGAAGGAGAAAGUCAUCCUUGGGCCGUACGACUAUCUGUCGGCGCACCCAGGCAAAGACAUUCGCUCAGCUUUGAUCAAUGCUUUUGAUCAGUUUCUUCGCGUCCCACCUAUGUCGUUGGCCAUCAUCACAAAAGUCGUUGGAAUGCUACACACUUCGUCGUUGUUGAUCGAUGAUGUGCAGGAUUCGUCACAGUUGCGCCGUGGUAUUCCGGUAGCCCACAACAUCUUUGGCACGGCUCAGACCAUCAAUAGCGCCAACUAUGUCUAUUUCCUGGCGCUCAAGGAGCUUCAGAAGCUCGAGAACCGAGACGAGGCUAUGGACAUUUUCACCAACGAGCUUCUGCACCUGCACCGCGGCCAGGGUAUGGACCUGUAUUGGCGGGAUACUCUGACAUGCCCUACCGAAGACGAUUAUCUCGAAAUGGUGCAAAACAAGACUGGGGGGUUGUUCCGUCUGGCGGUGAAGCUCAUGCAAGCCGAAUCACCCGAGAGAGGCCAUUUGGACUGUGUGCCGUUGGUCAAUCUGAUGGGUCUGAUUUUUCAGAUAUGCGACGACUAUCUCAAUCUCUCAUCUGGCCUGUACACUCAAAACAAAGGCUUCUGCGAAGAUCUGACGGAAGGCAAAUUCUCCUUUCCGGUGAUCCACUCGAUUCGGUCGAACCAGGGAAAUCUCGAGUUGAUCAACAUUCUCAAGCAAAAAACACAAGACGAAGACGUCAAGAGGUACGCUGUCAAGUAUAUGGAAAGCACCGGUAGCUUCGAGUACAGCAAGAAAGUCAUUCGCGAGCUCAAAAUCAAGGCUGUUCAAUUAAUCCAGGAAAUGGACGGUGGAACGGGUAAGGGAGAUGCGAUCAAAAAGAUCCUCGAUCGGAUGGAUGUGGAUCAAUAG